AAUACAAAUUUUCACAGAGUUAUAGUAGUUACAUACAACAAUAAUGAAUAAAAGUACUGUUAGUGUUAAUUCUUUAAUAAGCAUUCGAGAUCCACACAACUUUGAAAGAUUACGUAAAAAGUGGUCUGAGCAUGCUCGAAUGGCAAAUAGCAGCACAUCCCCCCAGUGUUCAUGUAAUUCAACAAAUAAAUGCAAAGGUCGAUUUGGCUUAGCAUGGGUAACAACACUACCCCAUGAUUGCUGUGAACCUGUAGAGUGGCAUUUUGAAAUAAUGGAUUCACCAUCAAAAGUGAAAAAAAAAUUCAAGGAAAUGGCUAAUUUUAUAAGUGACCAUGGACAUUGUCAACACCAAAAGUUUGCUGAAUCAAAAAAGAUUGCAAAUUUCAGUCAGAAUAAUUUUAACUGUAAGUGGAAGGAAGAGAAAGAAAAUAAAAACAGAUCGUUUAAUGCUGAUAAACUGAAGGAUGAAAAACAGGAAUGUUGUUCUACAACUACAAGUCACACACAAACUGACUCACACCAAAUUGAAGUAAAUGCUGAAUGCAACACCGAUAAUGAGAAUAAUUAUUCCAUAUUUCAAGGACUACAGAACUAUUUUCUAAGAGAAAUUCUAAGAGAAUGUCACGACCAAGUUCAAGAUCAAAAAGUAUUAAAAUACACGAGAAGCAAAAGUAUUAUGAGAAAAGUGUUUGAAAAUAAUGGUAAAAAAAAUCGGCAAAUUUUACAACGGGUUACAUUCAAUUUAAAUACAGGUUUACAAAAGAAUAGUUAUCCUGAAGAAUUGUCUCCAGAAAAUCAAACGACUGCAUUCCCAAUAUUGCAUGAGAAGCUUUCAUCUGAUAAAAAGCAAGAACAAUGUACAUUGAACAAAGAACAAGAGAGUAUUCCUGCAAAGAAUCAAAUUUUUACACACGAAUUUUCAAAACAGUUGUGUUUAUCAUCAAAGAAUUACCAACAAUCUGUUCAGAAACAGGUAAAUGGGCCUACCGAGAAAGACCAUCUGGAUCCUUAUCUAUCUUCUCAGAAGGAAAAAGAAUUUUGUGCUUGUCAUGCGGAAAAGACGCAAGAAUCGAAAGAACUAAAUAUUUCUUCAAAAACGCAAUUACCGAAGAAAAGAAGACAACCACUAAGCAUGGAAACGUUUACGCAAAACAAUAUGCAGAGUUUGCCAAAAAAUAACGAGCAUAUUUACUCAACAAAACAGAUUUCCAACAUUCUUAAAAUCCAAGUUUACAGUCCACCAGAAGUGCCAAUGUUCACUUCAAAACUGAAGGUUUCAUGUUCCAAUGAUGCAUUUAAUUCCAAAAUUUACAAUAUAAAUAACAAAUCAAACUCAAAAAUAAAUCCCUGCACGUCAAAUAAUGGGAAAAACAAUUCUCAUAAAAUAAAAAGACUUUUUUCGAUUAAAGAGAUAGCAUGUGGACCAAAAGUAUCAACAUGUGGAUUAAAUUUAUUAACUUCAAAAUCAGAAGUCACAGAAACAAGAACAAGCCGACAUAAAUCAGAAAAGGAAAAUCACAUAUUAAAAUGCAAGGCAAGUUUCGUAGAAGUACAAGGUUUUAGUCCUUCAGCAGAAGAUGCUUGCAUGGUAAAGACACAUGAUGAAACAAAACCGAACGUUUGCAAAUCAUGCCAAAACGUAAAUCUAAACUGUACAAAAUCUGUAACUUGUAUGACCGAUGAUAAUAAAAGAAACGCAUUAAAGAUGCAAGUUUUUGUCCCCACAAGUAUAUAUGGAUCAAACAAAGAAAUUCGCUCGUCAAAUUUUAAAAGUAGUCCUUUCAACGAUCGUGUUGUAAAGAUAACAGAACAUAAUUUUGUUAGUAAGGAAAACUGGCUGACUAAUAAUAAAAUAAUUUCAUCAAGAGUUAAGACAAGUAUAAAGGAAGAAAUAAGUUAUAAUCCAGAAAUUGAAAUUAUUGAACCAGUAAAAAAAAUGUAUACUCCAAAUGAAAACUAUACAAAAGGGCAAAUUAGUUCUUCUACUUGUUUUCCAGAAGAAACUAUGCCUAAACUUUCCUAUGACGAAACGAAAAAGAAACAAGUGUCCAAAAUUUGUGGUGAUACCAUAAUGCCACCGACAAUAAAAAAUAAAACCAAUGUUAAGUAUUAUACCUACAAUCACAGUUGCUCUGAUGGUUCUGUUGCUUUUGAGAAACAGUACACUCAGAGUUCCAUAUAUUUUCGAAAGUCGUGGAUGCCCGUUGAAAUCUUAAAGAAUUUGCUCGGGAAACUUGAAAAGAAAAUUGCAUCCAGUUUUAGCAUGCCGCAAGAAGUUUCUAAAAUUUACAACCCGACCCCAUUCUCUAUUAUUAAUGACGGAAUUAGGGUAAAAGAUGUCGAUCCAUAUCAAAAGUAAUUCUUUUAAUUCCUAUAUAAUGUAUUAAAUAUGAUUGUUGUUUACGUUUACAAUAAAAUUAAUAAGAAGCACCA
Messenger RNA from Agrilus planipennis (emerald ash borer), 2433 nucleotides. RefSeq lists its product as uncharacterized. The transcript has 3 exons. Lineage: Eukaryota; Metazoa; Arthropoda; Insecta; Coleoptera; Buprestidae. The record is from RefSeq and is a predicted model, not a curated record. Bases 44 to 2359 code for a protein of 771 amino acids.